Molecule: messenger RNA, 1170 nt
Organism: Seriola dumerili (greater amberjack)
Lineage: Eukaryota; Metazoa; Chordata; Actinopteri; Carangiformes; Carangidae
Gene: ebi3
Product: Epstein-Barr virus induced 3
Exons: 6
Coding region: 181-951 (256 amino acids)
Biological process (GO): cytokine-mediated signaling pathway
Cellular component (GO): membrane; external side of plasma membrane
Molecular function (GO): protein binding; cytokine receptor activity
Source: RefSeq, a predicted model, not a curated record
AGAGUCGACAGCAGCCAACUGUUAUCAGCGAACUUUGUCUCGUAGAAUGGAGUAGAUCAUAACAGAAGGAAACAGAGCAAAGAACAAAGGAGCAGAAUUGUCAUUAAGGGUUGACUGCAGUGUUUAUAGACCUGUUUAGACAAGCUACACUCAGGUUUUAAUUAUCAUUCUCAAAGGCUAAUGGCUGCAAUGUUUGGCUGUGUGUGUGUCACUGUGACUCUCCUCAUGUGCGUUCUUGGAGGCCAAGCACUGGAGCUGCUGAGAGCAACUGCAACAUCAGGGACAGAUCGUUACUCCACUCCCACAGUGUAUUGCUGGUGUGCAAGCUAUCCAAACAUGACUCUUUGCUCCUGGCCCGAACCUGCAAACUCCCCAGCCACACACUACAUUGCCACCUACAGUGAGAGACACAGCCAGUCAGACAUCAAGCAGUGCAAUCUCAUCCCACCCAGCUCUUCAUCCCCUCCUCUGAACUCACCAUCAUCAUCACCUUCAUCAGUCCCAUCUGAACAGCUCUGGCACUGCCAACUGCCCACCCUGAAGCUUCUUACAGACUACAUCAUCAAUGUCACAGCAGUGUAUUCGAGCGGAAGCAGCUCCCAUCUCGCAAGUUUUAUGUUGGAGGAUAUUGUGAAACCAGACCCUCCUGAAGACGUCCGGGUUUCCCCUCAAAAUAUCAAAGACUUGCUGGUGGAGUGGUCUCCUCCAUUCACCUGGGCCAACCUGGACAUCUUCCCCCUGAAAUACCAGAUAAAGUACCUGUGGGAAAUUGGGGGAACCUCAAAAUCUGUCACUCUGGGUCCGGUUGAGAGCACCAAGGUUGAACUGAAGACGCUGAGCCCAGGGAAUGCGUACCUGUUCCAGGUGUGCGCCAUGGAACUGCUGGGUCUGGGCGAGUGUAGCAACUGGAGCUCACCUGUGAACGUCACCAUACCAAGGACGCAGCCAUAGACACUCCGCUCUCACACCCUGUUUUAUUUUACCUCGCUCCUUUUAAGCUACCGGUGACGUCAAACUGAAGAGUUGCAGACAGCUUGAUGCGUCCUUGUUUUAACUGCACAUACAAGGUUGAUAUUUUGUUUUAUUUAUUAAGGAAUAAACUUCCAAAAUAAAUGUAAUUGUCUUAAUAUUUGUUGUAAUACUGUUGGCUUCUCUUGGUUGUAAUUGAUA